Lepidothrix coronata (blue-crowned manakin) is the source of this 1895-nucleotide messenger RNA. RefSeq names its product glycine-N-acyltransferase like 3 (gene GLYATL3). Bases 845 to 1711 code for a protein of 288 amino acids. NCBI's taxonomy places the organism in Eukaryota, Metazoa, Chordata, Aves, Passeriformes, Pipridae. The transcript has 6 exons. Gene Ontology annotation, cellular component: mitochondrion. The record is from RefSeq and is a predicted model, not a curated record. Gene Ontology annotation, molecular function: glycine N-acyltransferase activity.
AGCUGUGAACUUGUGUGAUAUGACCUGGGAGCCUCUGAAACUUCAAUUUCACAAGCCUUGGCUUCAAGCAGUAAGUUAUAAGCUACAGAUUUCUUAAGAUAUAUCAGUAACAUUCAUCUGUAUCCCAUAUCAACCCUUUCUUAUGUUCAAGCAAAGCGUCUGCAUGUCCUCUUGUGUAACACUUCGACAUUCUUUCUGUAUUGACUCUUCUGCCUUGUUUGUAGGUUAUCCAGUCCAAAUCCAGAGGACAGGAUGGGUUAACAUCAUAAAACUGGACUGACAGGGACAACUGAAAACUCAGGCAAAAGGGGAACAGGGCUGCCACCUCAAAGUGUUGUUUGGGGCCACUGAGCUGGGUUGGGUUUCUCUGGUCUCAGUUUACCUCAUGGUAAGAACCUUGGCACUGAGAAUGAGAACUGACUAAUUUCCCUCCCACUGAGAAGAGAUCAUUAUAAGUGUGUGCAAAGCAUACCAUUCACUGGUAUGAAUGCAGAGAGAUUAAAUGUCUUCAUGAAAAAAUUAAAAGUUCUUUCUAGAACAUAUACUCCUGAACAAGCCCUGUGUCACUUUUCUUACAGAGUCCCUCCUUCUCUGAAGGUGUGGCUGGCUCUGGCUUUUAUUUCCAUGCUCUCCUCAAAAAAGACAGAACAAAGCUGCUAGGAGCAGUAUACCAAUUUAGAACAACUUGGAUCAAUAAAUUUAUAGGUUUGAGAUUCUGAACGAGGACUCUCAUCAUUCCCUGUGCAGAAGCAGCCACAAAGUGGAUGUAUUUUAUAGUCUCCUCACUUCAAGUUAUUGUUGCACUUCAGAAGGGUGAGCUCCAAGAUUCAAAGCAGCAAGAGAGAUGCUGGUACUUAACUGCUCCAGGAAGCUGCAGAUGCUUGAGAAAAUGUUAAGGAAGAGUUUUCCUGAGUCCCUUAAGGUUUAUGGAGCUGUGAUGAACAUCAGCCGAGGGAACCCCUUCAGGACAGAAGUGGUGGUGGACUCAUGGCCAGACUUCAAAGCUGUUAUCACCCGGCCACAGAGGGAGAAUGAGAUGGAUGAUCUUGACCAUUACACCAAUGCUUAUGCAGUUUUCUACAAGGAGCUGGAGACUUACUGGGAACUAUUGGAAAACACAAAUGCUAUCAACUGGGGACAAAUUUUUCAGAUUCAAGGGCUCCAGGAUGGAAUAUGUGAAAUAUCCAGGACUGUGGCUUUAUCCAAGCAAGUAGAUGUGAAGACAUCCUCUUUCCAGAUGGUUAUCCAUCCAGACCCGGACAUGCUGCCAGAUGUCAAACUUCAGAUGGACCCCAAAUUGACCUUGGCUCACCUGGAUGUCUCCCAUGCCAGCCUGCUCAGCAAAACCUGGUCACGGGGAGGCAACCCAAGGUGCCAGAAGUAUCUUGCUGGCCUCAUUCGCUGCUUCCCCAGUGCCUGUGUCUUGGAUGAACAUGGGAAUCCCCUCUCCUGGAGCCUGACAGACCAGUUUGCCACCAUGAUUCAUAAUUACACCCUGCCAGAGCAUCGAAGGAAGGGUUACAGCAGGCUUGUGGCUACUACUCUAGCUAAGACAUUGCACAGGUGUGGCUUUCCAGCUCAGGGUAAUGUCCUGGAGACAAAUAGCCCAUCAAUAACAUUGCUGAAAAGCAUGAAUGCCCAGUUCCUUCCCUGCUCAUUUUUCAGAGUGAUUCAUACACCUUUUCAGUUUUUAGCCAAAUCUCACUUGUAGGCAAACUUCACAAACCUACAUUCAGAUCGGCUUUUUUGCACUGCUGGAGAACUUUGGUGGAAUUUAAUAACUUGGGUGAGAUCAGAAAUCAUAGGAGAGUUUCUUGUGUAAUCCUAGAAUCAAAGGUAGUAAAUGCUCACGACUUCUGUGCUCGAGGAAGUCUGUACUCAUGGCAAUUCCAAAU